Messenger RNA from Mus musculus (house mouse), 3311 nucleotides. RefSeq names its product cytochrome P450, family 24, subfamily a, polypeptide 1 (gene Cyp24a1). Gene Ontology annotation, cellular component: mitochondrion. The transcript is spliced from 12 exons. Gene Ontology annotation, biological process: response to vitamin D; vitamin D metabolic process; vitamin D catabolic process. The coding region runs from base 372 to 1916 and encodes 514 amino acids. NCBI's taxonomy places the organism in Eukaryota, Metazoa, Chordata, Mammalia, Rodentia, Muridae. Gene Ontology annotation, molecular function: 1-alpha,25-dihydroxyvitamin D3 24-hydroxylase activity; iron ion binding; monooxygenase activity. The record is from RefSeq and is marked reviewed.
GGGGAGGCACAAGGAGGUACAUCAGACCUGGCGGCAUCCCUUCGACCCUCCUUGACCCCUCGUGGCUUUAGACCUUAGAAGUCAAAUUUGCAAAGCCACAGAGUACUCGGGCCAAACCCCGGCCGCUCUUCCCCAGCCACUGUGGCCAGCUCAGGGCAGGGACCUGCGCCCUAAACAACUGCACCUUGCAGCAUCCCUGGGCAUCUGCCUCUUCCAAGUCCAUCCUGUUGUACAGUAUUUUACCACACCCGCGGCUUCUGUUUGCCUCUCUUCCCCAAAUCGCCAAAACUUCAGAACCCAACAGCACUUCCGAAAUACCUUACCCAUUUCAGUCCCUACUGCUCCUCGAGUGUCACGGGUCGCCUGCUACUAUGAGCUGCCCCAUUGACAAAAGGCGCCCCCUGAUCGCUUUCCUGCGCCGGCUGCGGGACCUCGGGCAACCCCCAAGGUCCGUGACAUCCAAGGCGCACGUGAAGCGUGCGCCAAAAGAGGUGCCCCUCUGCCCGCUGAUGACCGACGGUGAGACUCGGAACGUCACCUCCUUACCUGGACCCACCAACUGGCCACUGCUGGGCAGCCUACUGGAGAUUUUUUGGAAAGGUGGCCUGAAGAAACAGCACGACACACUGGCAGAGUACCACAAGAAGUAUGGCCAGAUUUUCCGGAUGAAGCUGGGCUCCUUCGACUCGGUGCAUCUGGGCUCGCCGAGCCUGCUGGAAGCUCUGUACCGCACAGAGAGCGCGCAUCCCCAGCGGCUAGAGAUCAAACCCUGGAAAGCCUAUCGGGACCAUCGCAACGAAGCCUACGGGCUGAUGAUCCUGGAAGGACAGGAGUGGCAGCGGGUCCGCAGCGCCUUCCAAAAGAAACUCAUGAAGCCCGUGGAAAUCAUGAAGCUGGACAAGAAAAUCAAUGAGGUCUUGGCUGAUUUUAUGGGGCAAAUCGAUGAGCUGCGUGAUGAGAGAGGCCGCAUCCAAGACUUGUACAGCGAGCUGAACAAAUGGUCCUUUGAAAGCAUCUGCCUUGUGUUAUAUGAGAAGAGAUUCGGGCUCCUUCAAAAGGACACAGAGGAAGAAGCCCUGACCUUCAUUGCGGCCAUCAAAACAAUGAUGAGCACAUUUGGGAAGAUGAUGGUGACCCCCGUGGAGCUGCACAAGCGCCUCAACACCAAAGUGUGGCAAGCGCACACGCUGGCCUGGGACACCAUUUUCAAAUCAGUCAAGCCCUGCAUCGACCACCGCCUAGAGAGAUAUUCCCAGCAGCCUGGUGCGGAUUUCCUUUGUGAUAUUUAUCAGCAAGAUCAUCUUUCCAAGAAAGAACUGUACGCUGCUGUCACGGAGCUCCAGCUGGCUGCAGUGGAGACGACCGCAAACAGCUUGAUGUGGAUUCUCUACAAUCUAUCCCGGAAUCCCCAAGUGCAACAGAGACUUCUCCGGGAAAUCCAGAGCGUGCUGCCUGACAACCAGACGCCACGGGCGGAAGAUGUGAGGAAUAUGCCCUAUUUAAAGGCCUGUCUAAAGGAGUCCAUGAGGCUUACCCCAAGUGUGCCAUUCACAACUCGGACCCUUGACAAGCCAACCGUUCUGGGUGAAUACACGCUACCCAAAGGAACAGUCUUAACACUAAAUACCCAAGUGCUGGGCUCUAGCGAAGACAAUUUUGAAGAUGCUGACAAGUUUAGACCCGAACGCUGGCUUGAAAAGGAGAAAAAGAUCAACCCCUUCGCUCAUCUCCCAUUUGGCGUCGGGAAGAGGAUGUGCAUCGGGCGCCGGCUGGCUGAGCUACAGCUCCACUUGGCUCUUUGCUGGAUAAUCCAAAAAUAUAACAUUGUGGCUACAGACAGUGAACCUGUGGAGAUGCUGCAUCUUGGCAUCCUGGUACCUAGCCGGGAGCUGCCCAUUGCGUUCUGUCCACGGUAGGCUGCUGAGAUUUUUUUUCACCCCCAAAUCAAGACCAGCAAUCUUCCCCCUUCUGCAAGAAAACUGCUUAUGGCUUCGGUAUUCCUAGACGGUGAACUUCAGGGACCAGAGCAUGGGACAACUGCGAAGACUGGCACCCAAAGCCUUCUGCGGAAUGAUUCUGAAAACGAUGUUUACAAAGCCCAUUACUCAGGGAAGCACAUGGCGGGGCGGGAAUGCCAGGCGCCGCCCACAACACUUUACCACGUGUUUACAAUAGCCAAUCAGAGCCCUCAAGAGCCUGAUGUCACUCCAUCUUCUGUGACAUCACCGGGAGGCUGCUGGUCAGCUACUCUAGUAAAGGUUACUAAGUGUUUCUAAUACAAAAGCCAAAGAGGCAGCUUUAAUUCCCAUUUACCCUUGAUGAAGACCUACUAUGGCUUCAUUGUCUGAGUGGAACUGACAAACCAUUUAUUAUACUCGGUUUUGUUCAAUAUUUGAGGAAACGCCAGUUGUAAACAGAGCUAAACAUUAGGUAAAGGCUCUCAUAAAGCUACUUUUCCUGUUUACAAGGGGAAACAUGGUUGGAAAUUAGAGACUGUCUGCUUUAAGAAGGUCUACAGAGAAGCCAGCUCCUUGCUUACGAAUGCCUCGUUGGUGCAGAGGACUCUGUCAUUUCUUCUUUCGUUGGUACCUUUCUCUGCGGCUUUAGAGUGUGCACAGUCGAAUCGACAGUUUCUCAGCUGUGUGUGUGUCCGCACAUGUGUGUGCCAGCACAUGCGUGUGAGUGGCUGUGGGCCCUGGGGUACUUUGCUUCAGUCAUGUUUUUCCAUAAAGGCAUAGGGUACCCAAUUUAGGGUCUGCAGUGCGGAGCUAUGUCCUGAAAUGUAGUCACAGCUUCGAGGGAUGCACCGCAAGUGUAAGAAGCUGACUUUCUGCGCCUUAAUUUCUUUAUUCAAAGUGAUGAUUGUAACAUAUGCUCACUCCCUAUGGAUGCAGUAUGUAUAGUGGGGCUUGAGCCCCCUGGGUAAGCACAAUUUCAUAAACGCAAAACACAGUUAUGACCUACUGACAACGUUUUUAAAAUGUUUACAUAUGGCUUGUGCAUUUUGAAACCAGCACUGUUUUCCUAUAGAUGUUUACUGAUUAUUUCUAUAUACUUGGUAAAGACUUCCCUUUUAGGUUAUGGUCUUAGAAUACUUCUGAAAUACCCAUUUACAUGUACAUUUGAAUGAAUCUGUUUGUAUGGCUGACACAGGCCUAUGCUUUGUCUUUUGUACAAAAUUAUUUUUAGAGUUGUAAAUCCAGAGGCCAAAGAUGUAGUUCUGUAGUAAGAGUUUUUGCUUGGUCCAUGUGGGGCCCUGAAUUUAAUCUCCAGUACUGCCAAAUAAUAAAAAAUAAAAUAAUUACACCUGU